GCACCUCCCUCUUCCUGAGUGGACUUUCUACUUGCGUCGUGGAGAGUCUGCUGACGGAGUUUUUGGACCGGGACCUUUGCUCCACGCAGCCCCAGUCGGACUUUGAACCCGUUAGUCGGUGAAAGUGAAAAGAGAGUUGUUUUAUCGAAGCGCUCGCUCGCACUUUUUCCGUUUGACGCUCCCCACUCGCAAGAAGCAGCAGCAUCCCACAGGGUAAGCUCUUCGAGUCUUUUCCACGGGUAUCGAGCAACAGGUUGAGCCUCGGUUUAGAGAAUUAACCGACCAUGCCGAGUAAAAACCAGUACCUGCGGCCCCGGCUCUGCACGCUGGAUAAAGGCGACAACGGCUACGGCUUCCACCUCCACGGGGAAAAGGGGAAAACCGGGCAGUUCAUCCGGCUAGUGGAGCCCGACAGCCCGGCUGAAUCCUCGGGGCUCCGCGCCGGCGACCGCUUGGUAUUCGUCAAUGGGGACGACGUGGAGAACGAGAGCCACCAGCAAGUCGUGAGCCGGAUCAGAGCCACUUCGGGACGGCUGGAGCUGAUCGUGGUGGACCCGGACACGGAGCAGCUGCUGAAGAAACACAACAUCAAGUGUCUGAAGGAGUACGUCAACGACGGGAUCCCGUUACCUUUCGAAGAGGAAGAGGAGAAGGACAGAGAAGAGAAGGAGGAGGAAGAGGUCAAGGGGACAGAAAAUGGAGAUGAACGGCGAUCCGAAGAAGUCGAGGCGGAGGAGGAGCGAGGUGGGGGGUCCAGGGGAAGCACACCCGUACCGGACAGUAACGGGGAGAUUCACGCGGACGUCGAAAGGAAGCUGAGCGUCAAUUCAGACAAGGAGGUGAUCCCUGAGCUACGACCACGUCUCUGUGUGAUCCGGCGAGAGGCAAACGGAUAUGGCUUCAACUUGCACAGUGAGCGGGCGCGGCCUGGCCAGUACAUCAGAGCUGUGGAUGAAAACUCUCCUGCAGAGAGGGCAGGCCUACAGCCCAAAGACAGGAUAGUACAGGUGAACGGUGUACCCGUGGAGGGCAAAACACACUCGGAGGUGGUGGCGACCAUUAAAGCCGGCGGAGACGAGGCCCGCCUGCUCGUGGUGGACCCUGCCACUGACGAUUUCUUCAAAAGAUGUCGAGUGGUCCCCACCUCGGACCAUCUGACGGGUCCACUACCGGAGCCUGGUGUCAAUGGAGGUAUGGAGGAGAAGGUGAACGGCAGAGGAGGUGAAAGGGACUCCAAGAUGUCAGUCAGCCCUUCUCCAUCCAACGCCUCAUCCAAUGCCUCACUCACAAGUCCGACCACAAGCACCCCACCUGAGGGUACGGGGACGGAGGGCUUCCCAGCUCUGAACAUGAGUCUGCAGCAGGUGAAAGAGCUGGCCCAUCAGAAACGCUCCAACAAGAGAGCCCCGGCCAUGGACUGGACCAAGAAAAACGAACUAUUCAGCAACCUAUAGGGCCUUCAGCUCACCUGACCAACAACAACUACAACAACAGCAGCAUUUUUGUGUUGCAGAGAUUCUCGCAAUGAUCAGAAAGACCCUUUUUGAAAGAGAAAUGCUGUUAUAUACUUCUCUUCCUUAUUACACAUGACACGAUAUUUCACGCAUGAUCUAAUUGUAAUGUACUACUAACCAUGAACGACAACUGAAAUCUGUUGAAUGUGUGCGUGCGUGCGCGUUUGUGUGUGUGCCUGCUGCUAUACUCGCUCACCUGACAAUCAGCUUAUCCUCUAUUGUUUAGUUCAUGAGAUAAUCUGUCUUACUCGAUCAAAAGUCUAAACAUUUAUUUCUAUAUUUUUGUUAACAAUCAUUUAUGUAGAUAUUUGCAUCUAAUAACAGCACACCUGAACACGUUAUCGCAAUUUUAUGUUAUAAGAAAGUUAAAUAGGGUUGAUUUCAUUACAGUCUUUCAUGAAUGGGGUUUUAAAUGGUUAAGAAUACAUGCUACAAUAGCUUUAAACAGGGAUGAUUUUAAAAAGGGGCUUCUCUUAUAAUGUAUGUAUAUAUCACAUAUCAUGUAUAUUUUUAUGUUUUUGAUAGAAUCAACCACAAAAUGAAAGUGGGAUGUGCUAAAGCUUAUGUUUUAGUCUGUGAUGGACAUGACUCAACUUAGACUAGAUAAGUUUAAACAUGUCUUUUUGCUUAUUUAAAAUACCUUACUUUGUGAAAAUUGAUUUUUAGUUAUUUGUAGUUCGUACAAAAUCGUCUAAGUCUUAAAAAAAAAGGUUUGCGCUUUUCAAGAAUGCGCGCUUUUGUCAAGUAUUGCGAUCAUUUUCCAAAUGAAUGAUGGACUUGUGUAAAGUUGUUGUACAAGCUAGCCCGUGUAAGCAGUGAGUGAAGAGUCUCUAUUGUAAUAAAGCAUUAUCUUAUGAACUUGGUGUUUAUUCAACAUAGUUAAAUAUAUCAAAAUAUUUGCUGGUUUGUUGAGUAUUUUGCUCUUGGACCCCCUAUACAGUUAAAUGAGUACCGUUAUUAAAUCUAGUUAACUAAAACCUGCUCAAAGUGAGACAACUAAACCUAAAAAUAUAUAUAUAUAAAUAUAUAUAUACACAUAUAUAUAUAUAUCUAAACCUAUUUAUUAGUAGUAGUAGUACAUAUCUGCAUUACAUCCUUUUUAUGUUCAAGAAAAAAGGCGAUCAACUUAAAAAAAAAAAAAAAAAAGUAUAGUAUACAAUGUUGGCCAAAAGU
This is a messenger RNA of Corythoichthys intestinalis (scribbled pipefish), 2687 nucleotides long. It is a transcript of the gene nherf1b, whose product is annotated as NHERF family PDZ scaffold protein 1b. Gene Ontology annotation, cellular component: apical plasma membrane. Gene Ontology annotation, biological process: protein localization to plasma membrane. The transcript has 6 exons. Bases 285 to 1454 code for a protein of 389 amino acids. The record is from RefSeq and is a predicted model, not a curated record. Gene Ontology annotation, molecular function: signaling receptor binding; protein-membrane adaptor activity. NCBI's taxonomy places the organism in Eukaryota, Metazoa, Chordata, Actinopteri, Syngnathiformes, Syngnathidae.